AUGGACACCGCCGCCGCCUCACUCUUGCCCCCCGCCGCCGCGAAGCCCCGAGGCGUCCUCUCUCCUCUCCACGUUUCCCGAAGCGGCCUGGUACCCCGUCAGCGCUCCCUCCUCGCCGUUCGCUGUGCCCACUUCCGUGCCCCUCCUCCACCUCCGCCUCUCCCGCGCGCCGAUUCCGAUGAUGCUGCCGCCAAGGCGCACCCGCGCCUCCGUCUCCGCCUGCUUGCCGAGGAGUUCCGCGCACUCCCAUCUGACGCAGACCGCGCGCGCCGGCUCCUUUCCCUCGCGGCUGCGCUCCCGAGGCUCCCGGAGCCCGACCGCGCCCAGGGCAACCGCGUCAUGGGCUGCGUCGCGCGGGUGUGGCUCGUCGCCCGCUGCAACGCGGCAACGGGCUGGCGGAUGCGGUUCGCGGCGGACUCCGACUCUGACCUCUCGCGUGGGUACUGCGCCUGCCUCGUCGCCGCACUGGACGGGGCCAAGCCUGAGGACGUCCUCGCCGUCGACCCCGCCGAUCCCGACCUCGCCCCGCUCGGGGCGGGGAUAACGGCGGCCCGGUCGCGGGCCAGCACGUGGCACAACGUGCUUGUCGGCAUGCAGAAGCGGGCGCGCACGGCCAUCGCGGCGCGCGAGGGUAGGCACCCCGGGAAGCCGUUUCCGUCGCUCGUCAUCGCCCGCGACGGCGCCGUCCGCGCGCAGGGCAGCUACGCCGAGGCGCAGGCGAUGUUUUUAUCUCCUGACGAGUCCAAGAUUUCAGGCCUUGUGAAUACCCUUAAAGAGAAAAAAAUUGGGGUUGUUGCACACUUUUAUAUGGAUCCUGAGGUGCAAGGCAUACUUACUGCUGCAAAGAAGCAGUGGCCCCACAUCCAAAUAUCUGAUUCCUUGAUUAUGGCAGAUAGUGCUGUUAAAAUGGCUGAAGCAGGAUGUGACUAUAUUACAGUUCUAGGUGUUGACUUCAUGUCAGAAAAUGUUCGGGCAAUACUUGAUCAAGAAGGAUUUAAUAAGGUUGUCGUUUAUAGAAUGUCUAGUGAACCGAUUGGCUGUUCAUUAGCAGAUGCUGCUUCAAGUUGUGAAUAUACUCAUUUUUUGAGGGAAGCUUCGAGAUGUUAUCCGUCUUUGCAUGUUAUUUACAUUAAUACUUCGCUGGAAACAAAAGCUCAUGCUCAUGAACUUGUUCCUACAAUAACUUGCACCUCUUCUAAUGUUGUUCCAACUAUAUUACAGGCAUUUGCCCAAAUACCAGAUCUUAAUGUCUGGUAUGGUCCUGAUUCAUAUAUGGGUGCAAACAUAGCAGAUUUAUUUCAAAGAAUGGCUACAAUGUCAGAUGAAGAAAUUGCAAAAAUUCAUCCAGACCACAACAGAAAAUCUAUAAGUUCAUUACUGCCACAUCUACACUAUUACCAGGGUGGUAACUGUAUGGUUCAUGACAUGUUUGGCCAUGAGGUUGUGGGGAAAAUAAAGGAACAAUAUUGUGAUGCAUUUCUAACAGCACACUUUGAGGUCCCUGGAGAAAUGUUCUCUUUGGCAAUGGAAGCAAAGCGGAGAGCAAUGGGAGUUGUUGGAUCCACUCAGAACAUCUUGGAUUUCAUUAAGGAUCAUCUCAUGGGAGCUCUGGACAGAAAUGUAGAUGAACAUCUUCAGUUUGUGUUAGGAACAGAAUCAGGGAUGAUCACUUCAAUUGUUGCUGCUGUUCAGGAAUUAUUUGAUUUGUAUUCUUCUCAAGAGAGAGCAAACAUUGAAGUAGAAAUUGUGUUUCCGGUUUCCUCGGAUGCGAUUUCUAAGACAUCGAAUGGUUCUCAUAAUGUUGGUUCUUCAAUGGGUACUGAUUUAGAUAAUCUUACUAUUGUUCCUGGUGUGAGUUCUGGCGAAGGCUGCUCCAUUCAUGGUGGUUGUGCCUCGUGCCCCUACAUGAAGAUGAAUACCCUGGGGUCGCUACUUAAAAUUUGCCAUCAGCUUCCUGAUAAAAACAACAAAUUAUCUGUAUAUCAAGCUAACAGAUUUAAUGUUAAGACUCCUCUUGGAAAAUCAGUUGCAGAGGUUGGGUGUGAGCCUAUUCUGCAUAUGCGGCAUUUCCAGGAAACAAAGAGGUUACCCCACAAGCUUGUUCACCAGGUUGUCCAUGGUAAUGGUGACGAACUCUCGUAA
Molecule: messenger RNA, 2142 nt
Organism: Miscanthus lutarioriparius
Lineage: Eukaryota; Viridiplantae; Streptophyta; Magnoliopsida; Poales; Poaceae
Source: the annotation of a GenBank genome assembly